Patella vulgata (common limpet) is the source of this 2458-nucleotide messenger RNA. Its product is annotated as FK506-binding protein 2. The coding region runs from base 147 to 776 and encodes 209 amino acids. Gene Ontology annotation, molecular function: calcium ion binding; peptidyl-prolyl cis-trans isomerase activity. The record is from RefSeq and is a predicted model, not a curated record. Lineage: Eukaryota; Metazoa; Mollusca; Gastropoda; Patellidae. The transcript is spliced from 4 exons.
CUACCGGUGUAUAUUUUGGCUGUCGAGUUCACAGUCCGCCACGUCGAAAAUAAAUAGAGGUGUUCUCGAUAAAUAACUUAAGACUAGAUAUCUGGUAUACAUCUACAUAGUAACUUUCGUCUCUUACCACUAAUAACACUUUCAAUAUGGCGUCGUUUAAACUCAUAGGACUGCUUUUAGCGUGUGUGUGUCUGUCUUAUGCUGAAGAUGAACUGAAGAUAGAAGUUGUUGAGAAACCGGAGGAAUGUGAACGUCUCAGUAAAAAGUUCGAUAUGCUACAAAUGCAUUAUACAGGUACACUAGAAAAAGAUGGUUCUAAAUUCGAUUCUAGCAAAGAUCACGGGCAGCCCUUUAGUUUUCAACUUGGUGUAGGUCAGGUUAUUAAGGGUUGGGAUCAGGGUUUAACAGACAUGUGUGUUGGUGAAAAACGUAAAUUAGUUAUUCCAUCACAUCUAGGUUAUGGUGAAUCUGGAGCGGGUGAAUCUAUUCCUCCCAAUGCUAAUUUAUUAUUUGAUGUUGAAUUAGUUGAUAUCCAAGAAGGUCAGCCACCACCAAAUGUUUUUAAAGAAAUUGAUACAGAUGGUGAUAAACUGUUAUCUGUAGAGGAGAUUGCUACGUAUUUAAAAGAACAAGCAUCUAAACAUAAUGUUGGUGAAGAGAAUGUUGAGGAACAACACAAUAAUAUGAUAAAAGAAAUCAUGGCUCAUGAAGAUAAAGAUAAAGAUGGUUUUAUUUCUCAUGAAGAAUUUAGCGGCCCAAAACAUGACGAAUUAUAAAAAAAACAACUUUGUUAAUGUUUUAGGAUUUUAAUCAUUAAGUCUGUGUGCAGGAAUUAAAUCACUUACAAAUUUCAUCAAAUUAAAAUAAAUUUCAUUUAAUUUUGAAAGAUAAAAACAAACUUAUUUUUUGACUGUAUAUAGUUAAAAAUAGAAGAUAAAUUGGACCAAAUUUAUACGAAGAAAAGCAACUUAAAAACCCAUAAAUAAAUAUAGAUGAAAUUGAUUGAAAUCUUGCACAUAGAUUUAUAUUGUUUUCAUGCCAAGUCAUAUUUUUGUUAUUGCAUCAUGUCAUUCAAUUAUAUAAUGGAAUCUUUUACUUUAAUUAAAAACUUGAAAAAAAUAGAUAGCAUUGUAUUUUAAAUAAGAUUGUUUCUAUUUACGUCUAAGAAAAUACCAGUCAGGGUAAAAAUCAUGAAAUAAAUGUUGUUCAAAAAUAUGAUUCGGUUCCAAUUUAAAACACAACACACUUUAAUCCAGAAAUGCAAAAUGAACAAAAUUUUGAAGUUUAGCAAUAAAUAUAUGAUUAGUAUUUGUGAAAUGUCUCAUUCGUGUCUCUUAUCACACAAUGCCUUACUCUACAUAAAUUCAUGCCUUAAAAUAUUUAAUAAAGAUCUGUCAUUUUUAAUCAAUAAUCCCAAUUACUGGGGAUAAUUACUGUUAUUGUAAUUUGUAAGUUAAAGAAAUGAACUGGGGAUAAUUACUGUUAUUGUAAUUUGUAAGUUAAAGAAAUGAACUGGGGAUAAUUACUGUUAUUGUAAUUUGUAAGUUAAAGAAAUGAACUGGGGAUAAUUACUGUUAUUGUAAUUUGUAAGUUAAAGAAAUGAAUUUACUUACAUUUAAUGUGAAAUUUAUUUUAAUAUAUAUACCAAAAGUAAUUUAUGAAUAAUUCUAUGGUAAUCUGUUAAGUAUUGAAAGUCUUAGAUGUAAUUAUUUUCUUCAUAAAAUUUUGUAAGUAUCAUUUUGAUAUCAUGUGAUAUCUCACUCUAUAUUUAUCUAGUCAACGUAUAUUACUUAAAUCAAAGGUUUAGUUUAUCAAAAGGUCAAACAUAACAUGAAUUAUAUAUUCUCAUGAUAACAUCUGUCAUGAUGAAAUCCCUAUUCCAUGACCAAUUCCACUUACUGGUAAGAUUGUUUUGUUUCUUAGCAUCUUAUAAUAGACUGUACUGUAGUAGUAGUUAAUAUCUCUACAUACUAGAGGAAAACUAAGACAAAUAAUGAAUGCACAAAUCGCAAGUAGAAAUGGGUUGAAGCUUGUAUUAAAUGCUUUUUGUAUUUUUUGAUGAAAAAAUAUGCUUUUUUUAUAUAUGUACACAUACUUAAAUUACUGGUUUACUCAAUAUUGGGUUAUUUUGUUCCAGUAGGAUAAAGUCUGUUUAGCCUAGUUUAUCAUGUCUUCCAUUGUGCUUAGCUAUCGUACAUAAACAAGAUUUAUAUAUUUAUGUUGAUAUUUAAUUUCAAUCGGUGUUUACAGAGGUUGUUCGUUACUAUACAUGCAUGUCUACUACAAAUCUGAUGGUUUCAUCUCAGGUACACAAAGGUUGUUUGAGUAUGUAUUGCUUCAGAUUUAAUCAUGUUUUCUAUUAAAAUUAAUUCUCUCAAAUGUAUGUCAAGAAUUGUUCUAGCUGUUUGAUCUUUCAUUAAUUGUAGAUUCAAAUACUAAAUAAAAAAUAUUUAUUUUA